This is a messenger RNA of Drosophila bipectinata, 1668 nucleotides long. Its product is annotated as CWF19-like protein 1 homolog. Lineage: Eukaryota; Metazoa; Arthropoda; Insecta; Diptera; Drosophilidae. Gene Ontology annotation, biological process: mRNA splicing, via spliceosome. Gene Ontology annotation, cellular component: post-mRNA release spliceosomal complex. The record is from RefSeq and is a predicted model, not a curated record. Gene Ontology annotation, molecular function: RNA lariat debranching enzyme activator activity.
CAGCAAGUUGGCAGCCCUGUCGGUGGCGUUAGUUAUAAACAAUCCCACUGUCAACAAUGGACGCGAGCACCAAAAUCUUAGUGGUAGGCGAUGUCCGGGGACGUUUCAAGCAACUUUUCCAGCGCGUGGAGCAGGUCAACAAAAAGGCGGGACCUUUCGAGAUCCUCUGUUGUGUCGGCGAUUUCUUUGGUGACGAAAAACAAAACGAGGAACUGAUAGCAUACAAAAAUGGAUUCAAGCACAUUACGGUACCUACCUAUGUUCUCGGGCCCAAUACAAAGGAACAUGCCAAACAUUACGAAGAUCUGACUGAUGGCGAAAUCUGCCCCAAUCUCACAUACCUGGGGACGAGAGGUGUUUACACAAUCAGCAGCGGGGUGAAAAUUGCUUAUUUAAGCGGUGUGGAAGCCACAGGAACUGGAGAUUCCGAGCAUGAGUUUACCAAGGAUGAUGUGAUAGCUGUUAGAAAUGCGUGUCUGGUCUCCAAGAAUUGCUCGACGGAAUAUCGUGGUGUGGAUGUCCUACUGACUUCCCAAUGGCCCUAUGGAAUGCAGGAAAAACAAAAUGCUUCUGCUUCAAAAUUAGUGUCCUUUCUUUGCCGGGAAAUAAAGCCGCGCUACCACUUUUGUGCCAUCAAUGGCACCCAUUAUGAGAGCGCGCCUUUUCGUAUGCCCAAGGAUGAGACCACCCAGUUCGAGCUGUGCACUCGUUUCAUUUCCUUGGCUGAAGUGGGCAAUGCCGAAAAGGCCAAGUAUAUUUAUGCUCUCAGCCUGAAACCUGUAGAUAAGUCACGCUUACUAGAUCUUGUCCAAAAGACAACCAAUGAAAUACCAUGUCCUUUCAUUGGCUUGGAUUUGGGAGGCGCCAUAGGCAAAAAUGAUUCGUCCGAAAGUCGCCAGUACUUCUAUGACAUGGAAUCUGGCAAUCGUAAGCGUCAUCAUGGUGAUCAGAACAAAAGAGACAAGCGACCAAAAAUACCUCAAAUUGAUCAAGAGAAAUGCUGGUUCUGUCUUUCCUCACCUGAUGUGGAAAGACAUCUUUUUAUUACUAUUGGUGAGCACUUUUAUCUGGCAUUGGCAAAAGGACCCAUAAACAAGUACCAUGUAAUGAUAUUGUCCACAAAGCAUGUGCCCUGCUCCGCACAGCUCAGCUCAGAGGAGUGGCAAGAGCUUGACAAGUUCAAGACGGCACUUAAAAAGUUCUUUAAAAGUCUCGGACAAGUUGUGUGCUUCACAGAGCGGCAUUACAAGUCGGUUCAUCUGCAGAUCAAUGCCUUGGCUUUCGAAGAAGGAUACGCGUGGAAGAUCAAGCAUAGCUUUGAGGACAAAGCUGAGGAAUUUAAUUUGGAAUUCGAAACAUUGCCUGCGCUGGAUUCUCCGAAAAUGCUCCCCGAAAUGGGGCCAUAUUUUGUAGCAGAACUGCCCGACGAUACUACUCUUAUUACGCGACAAAUGAAACAUUUUCCCAUUCAUUUUGCCAGAGACGUUUUCUGUUCGGAGAAUCUACUGAAUUGCGACGAGAAAGUUAAUUGGAAGGAAUGCCUUCUGGAAAGAGACGAGGAACUAUCAUACGUAGAAGAAUUCCAAAAGGUCUUUGGACCAUUCGACUUCACAGACAAUUAAGUAAAAAGAUUUCUUUGUGUAUAGUUAAAAUUUCAUGAUGGUUGUA